Messenger RNA from Fusarium venenatum, 1005 nucleotides. RefSeq lists its product as uncharacterized. The record is from RefSeq and is a predicted model, not a curated record. Lineage: Eukaryota; Fungi; Ascomycota; Sordariomycetes; Hypocreales; Nectriaceae.
AUGGUCUCGUUCAAAGAUAUCCAAACCUCCAACGCCCUCAUCAACGAUGCUACAGCCCCGCGCACCGCCGUCUUUGCCGGCGGUACAUCCGGCAUUGGCAAAUUCACCCUCCAAGCCUUGAUCGCAAAAGGAACUAGUAUCAGAGUCUAUCUCGUCGGCAGAGAGAGCGCUCAACAGCGUACAGAGACUUUUAUACAGGAGAUGCAUGCUGUAAAUCCCAAAGCUGAAAUCAUCUGGGUCCAAGGCGAAGUAUCGCUUCUCUCCGACACAAAGAAAGUGUGCGAGGUCAUCAAAAGCAAAGAGAAGAGCGUUGAUCUGCUCUUUCUCUCAACGGGCUACGCACCUUUUACAGACCGGAAAGAUACAUCUGAGGGCUUUGACAUCUCUCAAACUCUGAGAUAUUACUCGCGCAUGUUGUUUGUUCUACAUUUGCUUCCUCUUUUAAAUGCAGCUGAAAAUCCUAGAGUCAUCAGCGUUUUGGCUGGUGGUAUGGAACGCUCACCUGUACGACUCGACGACAUCGACCUCAAGAGGCCAGGGAAUUUCAAUUUUGUUGCAGCUCAUACACAGGCCGCAGCCAUGAGCACUCUAUUUCUAGAACAGCUAGCCAACGAAAACUCGAAUGUCACCUUUCUUCAUUCUUAUCCUGGCUGGGUCAACACCGGCAACGUCAGAAGGGGUUUAGAUCCUGACACGAUUCUUGCUUGGAUCAUCUGGCUUCUUCUUGAACCACUGAUUGCGAUUCUUUCAUUUAGUGAUGAAGAAUCUGGACAGAGACAUUUGUUCCAAAGCACGAGUGCUGCGUUUGGAGGGAGAGGCACGACAUGGAGGGGACAAACCGGAGUUAAUUCUCAUGGAGAAAAGGAGACCGGACUGUUUCUUGUCACCAGUAAAUGUGAUUGCACCCUGAAUUCAAAGACGGUUGGCAUCUUACGAGAGACGGCACAGAAGAGAGUCGUUGAUCACACCAAGGAAGUUUUGACACCUUUUCUUCGAGGGCGAUGA